CCCCAAACCAGCACCCCCUGAGGGUGUGAAGUCCAAUCCCUCCAAGCGGCAUCGAGACCGGCUCAACCAGGAGCUGAACAAGCUGACCGGUUUGCUGCCCUUCCCUGAAGAUGUGCGCGCCAGGCUUGAUAAACUGUCCAUCUUACGACUCGCUGUUGGGUACCUGAAGGCGAAGAGCUACUUGAUGGCCACAUCUACGAACGUUGAUGACUGCAUGCUGGAUCAGCCCAGUGCCCCAGGAGGGAACAGACGGACGGACCCGCAGGUCGACAGGGAAUUGUUUCCUGAGGGGGAACUGCUGCUCCAGGCACUCAAUGGAUUUGUCAUCGCCGUGACCGGAGAUGGCUACAUCUUCUACAUCUCCCCUACAGUCCAGGACUACCUGGGCUUUCAUCAGUCGGAUCUCAUCUACCAGAGCGUGUACGAGCUGAUCCAUGCGGACGACAGAGCCACCUUCCGCCGCCAGCUGCAUGGGACCCCGAUGUCCAGCAGAACCCAGCACGCUGCUGAUGCCUUUCCCACCGACCAGCCACUGCUGGCUGGAUGCAGCACCGCGUCCAGCCCACAGCACCUCCGCCCCGAGAAGCCCUCCUCUAUGGAGAGGAGCUUCACCUGCCGCUUCCGCUGCUUGCUGGAUAACUCUUCGGGAUUUCUGGCCUUGAAUUUCCGUGGGCGCUUGAAAUUCCUUCUCAGACAGCAGAAGUCAGCAUCAGACACGUCCCCACUUGCUCUCUUUGCCAUCGCGACUCUCCUCCAACCCCUCUCCAUCCUGGAGCUUCGAACCAAGAUGCUGGUCUUUCAGACAAAACACAAGCUGGACUUCACUCCCAUGGCCUGUGAUUCCCGGGGGAAGGUUGUCCUGGGGUACACGGAAACGGAGCUGUGCAGGAGGGGAUCCGGGUACCAGUUUGUGCAUGCAGCUGACAUGAUGCAGUGUGCAGAGAACCACGUGAGAAUGAUGAAGACAGGGGAGAGUGGGAUGACGGUUUUCCGGCUGCUGACCAAGAAGGGCAGCUGGGUGUGGGUGCAGGCCAAUGCCUGGCUGGUGUACAAAGGGGGCAAACCCGACUGCAUCAUUGCCCGGCAGCGAACCCUGUCGAACGAAGAAGGGGAGGAGCAUCUGCGGAAGAGAAACCUGCAGCUGCCUUUUAGCUUUGCCACGGGAGAAGCAGUCUUGUAUGGGAAUGAGUUCCUGGACUCCUUCCAGGCUAAGGAGGAGUUGCAGACACAAGCAAACUCCCACUCAAAGCAACACUCGGUAGACCCCAACUCUCUUCUUGGGGCCAUGAUGAAGCAGGAUGCAUCCAUAUACAUCUCCCAUGCUGAUAAUGUGCCUCAGUUGUCCUUGCCAGAUCUCAUCGCUAAGCCCAAUGAACUGAGGCAGAAUGAGGAAGUCGCUGAUGCCAAGGAGGACAGUGACUCCCUCCUGGUCGUUAUCGAAACUCUCUUUGAGAAGAGCAAGGUGGAUGGAAACAUCUGCCAGACCCUUCAGAGCCUCAAGGUGGACAAUGCAGAGCUGCAGGGGUGGGAGGAGGCUCUGCUCAGCUUGGGUGCAGAGGAGGAGCUGCCGGCUCAGGAGGUUGACGAGAGGCUAGGCACCGAGGUGACAUCCUUUGUGGAGCAGAUGCUCCGCAGAGAGGAUGCUGGGAAGAGCACGGACUUCCCACACUGCGGCACAUCACCCUGCAAUGAGGAAAACUGUGCUGCGGCUCAUUUCCAGCACUGCUGGGCAACUAAUUCAGCGUUUCAAUCCCCGCCACAGCCCCGGGCACCUGGUGCACAAGGCCAAGAUGCUGUGGUCUCUCUAGUCUCCGUUACAUCUGAGGUUAGCGCUGCUAAACCAGAACAGCGGGUCCCGUUUAACCAAGCCGGGCUGGUGGGGAGGACUGUUCUGGAUGUCCCGGUCUCCAGCAGCACGUCCUCUGUAGCACUUCAGUUGGCAAACCCGCGACAAAUGAUUCAAGCAGAAGUUACCACCUCUGCUCCUGUAGAUAACGCUAUUCCUAAUGAUCAGAGCCAGCCUGGGUGCAAACUGGUAGGCUCAAGCUGCCCACCUCCGUUGCACUCAAGCACACUAGUGACUCGAUGGCACCAUGCCCCAGUCCAGGCAAACCCAGCAAAUGCGUUUGAUCAGAGUGCUUCUCCUGGAGUUUGCCCAUCGGAGGCUUGGAUGACCAUAGCUGCGAAACAGUUGGAAGCAGCAAGAACACACCUGGAGUCACAAACUUUGCUGGCUGGCAGCCCCGAGAGCUCCCCGGCAGCUGGGCCGUGGUUGCUGCCAUCCCAACCUGCUCCUUCCCCUGCACAGCGCUUGUGUGGGUCCUUGUUCUCUGGGGCUGGGGACCUCCAUGAUGAGGAGGCUGCUCUCCCUACACAAGCAUCAGCACCCUUAGGAGUCAGCCAGCUGCCAGGGGAUGGUGGCUUCCCCAAACAGCCCUUGAUACCCCACCUAGAACCCAGCUUUUUCAGGGAAGGGGAGCAGGCAGUACUCCAAGAGGACAAGUGGUUCAUGCAGCACCAGCCGUGGGUCGUGCAGACUGGGGCAGCUCCUUGGAUAUGCAGUGGGGCAGGUCCGGUGCAACACAGUGGACUCCUGCUGGGGUCCAGCACGGGGUCCAGCACCCACCAGACAGACCAUGUUGUGCUGCCUGAGUGCCAGUACGGAAAUAAGCUUUUUAGACACGAGAGCAACUUUCUUAGGGAUGCCUAAAAUAUCCCUUCCCCAGCAGCAGGGUGCUUUGCCUUGCCCCAGUGACAGCCACCCUGGA
Cariama cristata (Red-legged seriema) is the source of this 2768-nucleotide messenger RNA. RefSeq names its product aryl hydrocarbon receptor-like. The record is from RefSeq and is a predicted model, not a curated record. Gene Ontology annotation, biological process: regulation of transcription by RNA polymerase II. NCBI's taxonomy places the organism in Eukaryota, Metazoa, Chordata, Aves, Cariamiformes, Cariamidae. Gene Ontology annotation, molecular function: transcription cis-regulatory region binding; protein dimerization activity; nuclear receptor activity. Gene Ontology annotation, cellular component: aryl hydrocarbon receptor complex; nucleus.